GCGGCAGUCUUCACUCGAGCUUUCUAAUGACCCCAGGCGUUCUCUGUUGUGCUAACUCCACAUCUACCUCCUAAAACUGAUUUCAGUUAGCGUCCGAUUGAAAUUCAGCUUGUUUAAACGUUAACUGAGCGUCGCGUCCAAUGCGCAACGGGCUUCACCCCCUCCCGGCACGUGCAACGCAAAAAUAGACUCUAUGUAUGGCAGGAUAACACAGUUCCGUAAUUAGCAGAUAGUCGGCAGUCAGCGCAAAGGAAAAUCUGUCGGGUACAAGAGUGAAUAAGAUGUAAAAACAAUAUAAUAAUGUAACUAUGAAAAAAAUUAUAUGCCCGAAGACAAGGAAAAAUGACGGCGAUGUUUUGCAAAUUAUUCCGUUAUUACUGUUUCUACCCUCCAUUCUGCGAGCUCAAAAUACCUUGGAAUGUCCCGACUUGACAAGAACUAAUAAAUGUUCUUGUAACGUAUUCGAAGACGGAUUGUCUCUGGAUUGCCAAUAUACAGACUUAAGAGACGUAAAAAAUGCACUUAAAACUGUGACUGAUGUUCAUUCAUUGUCUGUUUACGACCUCGACGACAACGAAAAUGCUUUGUUACCCCAUUUUAUACCUCAAGGCGUUUGUAUAAAACAUAUUUAUAUUUCAAGAACAAGCAUAAAAGAUAUUGGUGAUGACACCUUUAUACCGUUGAGAAAGUGCCUUGAAACGUUAACCGUCGUCUCGAGCAAGUUAAAGGGUAUUCCUCACAGAUCGUUCUCCGGAUUACUUAAAUUAAUGUCAAUCGAAUUGACGUCUAAUUAUAUAGAGGAGAUACCAAGCUACAGUUUUUAUGGACUUCCGCUAGUAAAGUUAGAUAUAAAAGCAAACGUAUUACGCGAAAUUUCGGAUUCAGCUUUUUCUGGCUUAGAAAUGUCUUUGAGUAAAUUAGAUUUGAGUGAAAACAAUCUUACUAUAUUUCCUAUAGCGGCUUUUUCAACUCUUAGGUAUUUGCAAUCAUUGAAGCUAGCUUGGAACGAAAUCGCUUCUUUCCCUUUAACUGAAAACACUGAAUUAACAUCUUUAGAGCACUUAAAUUUGAAUUCCAAUAAUUUUGAAUUUAUUUCAGAAGACUGCCUUAAAUUUUGUCCGUCCUUAGUAACAUUAUCAUUUCAUUUUAAUUUCAUUAAUAAUAUUAAUUAUCGUGCCUUUUAUCAUUUGCCUAAUUUGAAAUCAUUGGAUUUGAGUUAUAAUAGAAUUAAAGUUAUGAACCCCGGUAUUUUUCAAAAUAAUAAGAAUUUAGAGUACAUAGAUUUAGCUAACAAUCAUUUACGCCAUAUACAUGGUAUAUUUUGCAAUUUGCCAUCACUCACCGAAGUAGUUUUAAGUCAUAACAAUAUUUUAGAUGUGCCAAUAGAUUCGUUUCUAAAUUCUGAUAAAAUCGAAACAAUACACUUAGAUAAGAAUUGUAUAAGUAACGUACAUAGUGAGAGCUUCAAUAGUCUAGAAAAAUUACUUAAUGUUCACCUAGAAUUUAAUUACUUGAACCAAGUGCCACAUAGUAUUUUUAUUAGUAAUAAGAAUUUACAGAAAUUAAGAUUAGACAAUAAUAAGUUUCGUGAAUUAAACAAUCACACUUUAAAAUCUUUAAUAAAUGUUAAUGAACUAAGAUUUAACAAUAAUAAAUUUAGAUUUGUGUCUAGGUACUAUUUUAUGAAUUGUGCUAAAGUAGAGGAUUUGUAUUUGGAUAACAACGAAAUAAUUUUUAUUGAAUCAGGUACAUUUAUAGAAAUGAAGGAAUUAAAAUAUCUCAGUCUACACAAUAAUUACAUAACCGAUUUGAAUGACGUCAUGCCCAGAUUAAGCUCAAGCCUGCUGACUUUGCAUUUAGAAUACAACUCUUUGUCAUUAAUUGGCAAUUUUAUGUUCCAACAACAGAAAGACUUAAACUAUCUUAGUUUACAUAAUAAUCACAUAAAAUUCAUAACCAAGAAUACAUUUCGUAAUUUAGGUCUUAUUACUCGUCUUGAUCUAAGUAAUAAUGAAAUUUCAAUUAUAGAAGACUUUUCACUGCAGCAUUUGAAUUCUACUCGAUUCUUAGAUAUACAGCAAAACUUAUUGAGAAACAUAACGAAUUAUACAUUUUUUGGUUUAAGUGAAUUAGAGGACCUGGACAUUUCGAAAAAUUUAAUAGCAUUCAUUUUCGAUAUGGCAUUUGAUACCUUGAAAAAAUUACGAAGUUUAAAUCUUUCAUGUAAUCCUCUUAGAAUUCUCACUAAAAAUACUUUUCAACAAGGGCUACCCCUUAGCUCAUUAAACAUGGACCAUUGUGAAAUACAUCAGAUAGAAAAUGAAACGUUUUUAGGACUGAACAAUUUAAAAUUUCUUUCUAUCAGAAACAACUCAUUGAAAGUAAGUGACCUACUCUCAUUAAAUAUUCCAGGCCUCAAAUAUCUUUCUCUGUCACAUAAUAUUUUAGAUUAUUUGCCUUUAGAAUCUUUUAUUCAGUUUCCACUUUUAGAAAUAUUAUACUUGGAACACUGUAAUUUGGAACAUAUACUUGAAGGCACCUUCAAAUACAAUAGAAAUUUAAUAAGACUGAAUUUAGCACAGAACAUAAUCAGUGCAGUACCGUUGAAACUCUUUAAUGUUGAUAAUACAAUAUCUGAGUUAAACAUAAGCAACAACUUCUUGGACUACUUUCCAUAUGAUACGUUACACAACUUCAGUCACGUCGAAACAUUAGAUAUGACCGAUAACCUGUUAUCGAAAAUAGAAUUAAGUGGUCUUGAAAGUAUGACGAAAUUGAAAUAUUUAAUUCUGAAAAAGAAUGAAAUUAAAUCAAUAACAGUAAGGAAGAAACUAGAAUUUAGGAACUUAAUAUCUUUUGAUGUAAGCUACAAUAGACUAGAUAACCUACCUUUGCUAAUUUUUGAUACUUUCCCCAAUCUAAUAUAUUUGAAUAUUUCGAACAACGAAAUAGUUCAAUUUGAUUUUUUACUGUCGAACAAAAGAACAGGGAUUUCACUAAUGAACGUAGAUCUCAGCAAAAAUCCAACAAUUGCUUGGACCACUACUAGCAAAGUAGACAAUAACUCACUAGUAGCUAAUUUAUAUGAAUUACAUAUCUGUAGCACUAACAUGACAAAUAUAGAUGAAAUCACAUUUGAAAAGUUCACCAGUCUAAGGCAUCUGUACCUACAAUUGAAUAAAAUACGGAGACUGUCAAUAAGUCCCUUUUCGAAAUUGAGCUUUUUAGAAAACUUAGAUUUGAGUUUUAAUAGAAUUUCACAACUGAAAACAAAUAACUUUCGUGGUCUAACUAAGUUACGGACAUUAUGUUUAUCAAAUAACAAUAUUGAGUCAAUGGAAUCCUUUGUCGAAGACUUGGGCUACUUGAAGCUUUUGGAUCUAUCUCACAACAAGCUACAAAAUAUACUAAAUGAAGAUUUGGUGAAUCUAAGAGAACUUACGUUAUUGAAUCUCAGCUAUAAUAACAUAAAAUACAUAUCCGUAACGGCUUUUAGAAAUUUGAACAAAAUCAUUCAAAUUAAUUUAGAAUACAAUAAGCUGCAAAUUGUACCCUUGGAGUUGCUUACUUCAGUUGAAAACCACAUUGAAGAAAUAGCUAUAAAAGGUAAUGUGAUAAUAUGCAACUGUCAAAAAGAUAAUACAUGGGUGUGGAUACAAGAUCAUCCUAAAAUUAUAAAAUCAAAUUCAGUGACAUGUCUUAAUAAUGAAUAUCCGAAGGAGAAAUGUGAUCUACCAGUGAUAUCCCAACUAUCAGUAGAUAAACACAAAGAUAACUCGGUUUCCGUUUCAUGGUUUAUUCGUAAUCGGACAGCUAUUAAAGCAAUACAGAUAUUGUAUUAUGGAGAAGAAGCUACGGCUCAUAUCAACUCCAAAUAUUUGGAAAAAAACGACGUAUCUGUACGGAUUACAAAUUUAGAACCAAACGUUAACUACAUUGUAUGUGUCAUUACGUUAUCAGAAAAUCCCGUUAACUAUGAAGACAAUAAAAAUUCAGAUAAUAAUUUAACAUUAACAGAAGAUUUAAUAAACGUCACUGCCCAAAUUAGUCAAGAUAUAGCCGCCGCAAUAUUGAUGCGAUCACCAUCCAGUGAAUGUAUUUCAUUUAAUACCUUUAGAAAACAGGCUUCUAUUAAAUUGAAAACAAACAAAAAACUCGGCUUGGCAUCCAUCUUAAAUCGUAGAUUAGGUUUAAUCGUUGGUUGUACAUUGGGGUUUGUAGUCUUUUUUAUCAUGGUAUCGGUUUUGUUGUAUACUAAAAUUAAAGAGCGGAAGAGAAUAGCGAAAUCUGAUCCGGCUUGGUCAGAAAUGAACGACUAUCAUUCAAUGGCAAGCAAGGAUGAUAUUUUACAGAAUUCUACGACUGCUUCCACUGAUAACAUUUUAUUAGGGAUGGCAAAGCCGCGUUAAUUUUUUUAAAAUAGGUAAUAUGCAGAAUUUUCUGUACAUUGUCGAAAAUAAAUUCUAAAUUAUUGAAUAGCUAGAUAAUACGUAAUGACGCUUAGAUCUUAGCAUGAUCUUAUGGCGAAUAUUUAGGAAUUAUAUCAUUAUAUGGCGUGCAGUAUCUGAAUAGGGUUUACAUACAUUUCUGUAAAGGUAUUUUAUGUAAAAUAGUUUAUUUUAGUAUUAGAAGACAAAAUUGAAUAAAGUUGUUGGAAUGGUUGAAUUUU
This is a messenger RNA of Bombyx mori (domestic silkworm), 4669 nucleotides long. RefSeq names its product protein artichoke. Gene Ontology annotation, molecular function: protein binding. The transcript has 5 exons. The record is from RefSeq and is a predicted model, not a curated record. Bases 309 to 4409 code for a protein of 1366 amino acids. Lineage: Eukaryota; Metazoa; Arthropoda; Insecta; Lepidoptera; Bombycidae.